AAAAAUAUUAAACGUCCCGUAUUGGUCAAUAAAUAUCCAUGCAAUUCCCAAAGUGGAUCACUGCACCACCUACUACUUUCUUCUCAGGUACUAUAAAUCUUAAGAUUAAUCAAACGUACGUAAGCAAAAGAGAUGGCCCAAUUGCUGGAAGCAGAAGUCAAGAAGAUCGUUGGCUUUGCCGGAGACACUCUUCAGUCUCUUGGUGCUCAGUUUACUCCGUUGACUCCAGCUAUCAAAAAGCUGGAAGCACACGGUGGUGAGAUGGGAGAUGUAUGGGAUGAUGGUGCUCAUCAAGAUGUUAGAAAAGUAUAUAUAGGAAAAGCCCAAAAUGGUAUAGCAUUCGUCAAGUUUGAGUAUGUCAAUGGUUGUCAUGCGGUUGUUGGAGAUGAACAUGGAAACAAAACUCCACUAGGAGUUGAUGAGUUUGAGAUUGAUGCUGAUGACUACAUCGUAUAUGUAGAAGGUUACCGUGAGAAAGUUAAUGAAAUGCCCACAGAAAUGAUCACAUUUCUUUCAUUCAAGACUUACAAAGGCAAAACCAAUCAGCCUAUUGAGAGAAGACCUGGGACUAAGUUUGUGCUUCACGGUGGAAAAAUCGUUGGCUUUCAUGGACGUUCGAGCGACGUCCUAUACGCACUCGGGGCCUAUGUUUCUUCGGCGCCCUCCUCUUCUGUUGUCGGAAAGUGGAUAAAGGUGGAGCAAAAAGGAGAAGGUCCAGGGUUUAGAUGCUCGCAUGGCAUAGCACAGGUAGGAAACAAGAUUUACGCUUUUGGUGGGGAGCUCACACCAAAUCAGCCCAUCGACAAACACCUUUACGUCUUUGACCUCGAGACCCGUACUUGGUCCAUUUCUCCAGCUACCGGAGAGGUUCCUCACCUCUCUUGCUUAGGUGUCCGUAUGGUUGCAGUUGGAUCAACCCUCUAUGUCUUCGGAGGCCGAGACGCGUCACGGCAAUAUAACGGGUUCUACUCAUUUGACACGACCACGAAUGAGUGGAAACUUGUAACCCCGCUCGAAGAAGGUCCCACUCCUCGUAGUUUCCACUCGAUGGCAGCUGAUGAGAACAACGUUUACGUUUUCGGUGGAGUGGGUGCUACGGACCGGCUCAAGACACUAGACGCUUACAACAUCGCUGAUAAGAAGUGGGUGCAGUGUGCGACUCCAGGAGAAAACUUUAGCGUUAGAGGAGGAGCAGGGCUCGAAGUGGUGCAAGGGAAGGUAUGGGUUGUGUAUGGUUUCAACGGAUGUGAAGUUGACGAUGUUCAUUACUAUGAUCCUGUACAAGACAAGUGGACACAAGUGGAAACAUUCGGUGAGAGGCCUUCAGAAAGGAGUGUGUUCGCAAGUGCGGUUGUUGGGAAACACAUUCUUAUGUUUGGAGGUGAGAUUGCGAUGGACCCGCUAGCUCACGCGGGUCCGGGUCAGCUGGCCGAUGGAACUUUUUCUUUGGACACAGAGACGAUGAAAUGGGAGAGGUUGGAUAAGUUUGGUGAAGAGGAGGAGACUCCAAGUAGCAGAGGAUGGACCGCGUCAACAACAGGAACCAUUGAUGGUAAGAAAGGGCUUGUGAUGCAUGCUGGGAAAGCUCCAACCAAUGACCGGUUUGAUGAUCUCUUCUUUUACGGAAUUGAAUCUGGUUAACUAAUUAAAACGCGGUCUGAUGAUAACCGUUUGUGAUUUUAAGUAUGUGUGCAAUAAGGAAGGGUCGUGAAUUCGUGAUGAAUGACUAUGCCCAUAUAUGAUCCUUUGUCAGUUUGCUGUUUUCUUCUUUCUACAUGUUUGUUUCAUGUUUUGUGUGUAA
Capsella rubella is the source of this 1801-nucleotide messenger RNA. RefSeq names its product nitrile-specifier protein 1. The transcript is spliced from 4 exons. The coding region runs from base 133 to 1641 and encodes 502 amino acids. The record is from RefSeq and is a predicted model, not a curated record. Lineage: Eukaryota; Viridiplantae; Streptophyta; Magnoliopsida; Brassicales; Brassicaceae. Gene Ontology annotation, biological process: nitrile biosynthetic process. Gene Ontology annotation, cellular component: nucleus; cytosol. Gene Ontology annotation, molecular function: protein binding; carbohydrate binding; enzyme regulator activity.